Colletotrichum fioriniae is the source of this 921-nucleotide messenger RNA. RefSeq lists its product as uncharacterized. The record is from RefSeq and is a predicted model, not a curated record. NCBI's taxonomy places the organism in Eukaryota, Fungi, Ascomycota, Sordariomycetes, Glomerellales, Glomerellaceae.
AUGUUUACCAGGGAACAGGAAAUCGUCGGUCUCGUCGCUGCUUGCGGCCAAAUACUCGGUGCAGCACUCCAGACCAUCCAACAAAUUGCAAAUGCACUGGAACGAAGCAAGAAAGGCUUCAAAACCCUUGACAGCGUCUGCACACACAUUGCAAUCACGCAACAUAUUCUUGAAGACAUCGAAAAAGUCAACGAGGCAUACAAUGUCGCAGGGGUCUGCGCUGCUGUAAAAAUGGUCAGAGAAGCGGCCUAUAACCUCAAAGUAGCUGCCGAAGCAUUCGGCUCCCCUUCCGAAGGCAGAUUCAAAACCUUUCUGAACGAACUCAUCCGCGGUGAGGCUCGGCUGCAGAGAUUCGACAGGCUGCAAGUCGAUCUCGUUCUGGCUCAAACCACAUUGAUCACAUCCUUGGUAGCGAAUAACCAUGUGAGAGGCAAGGAUAAGGGGAAAACUUACAUCACCAUACCAAUUUUGGAGCGAGUCGAAAAUCUCAUCGGCAAUGAUGCAAAAGUCAACUUUCCAAGCCGCAUCUUCAACCUCCUCAAGAACCAUGGUGAGGCAAUUGGCGAUGGAAUAAUCUGCAAGGUUAAAACUCGAGAUCUUGAGAUGCUCAUGCAGGACUUCCUGGAGGAGAUCUCCAACUCAGGCGACAUGACUGUACGGGUCAUGAACCACAACCAUGUCAAAGACGAAGGAAUGAUGACUGCUGAUAUUGGAGAGCCUGGCGGGGGCAUACCGCAAGUCAGCAAGGUGUAUGCGAAGUUCAACGUGGUGAGCGACAAUGGUUUUAUCUCGGCUGGCCCAGCAUCUUUUGAGACAGUGACAGGAAUGAAGGGGGUUCAAUCUGCGUUGAAGACAUUGCAAGGAGACAAGGAAACUGCUAUCAAGUUACUUCAAUCCGCCAUCCCGGGUUUCAACCGUUAG